This is a messenger RNA of Chelonia mydas (Green sea turtle), 510 nucleotides long. Its product is annotated as trihelix transcription factor GT-2. The record is from RefSeq and is a predicted model, not a curated record. The transcript is spliced from 2 exons. The coding region runs from base 52 to 462 and encodes 136 amino acids. Lineage: Eukaryota; Metazoa; Chordata; Testudines; Cheloniidae.
CUCUGUUUGAAAAGACGAAAUGCCGAAAUAUUUGAAAAAAUCUCCAAGGGCAUGAUGGACAGAGGCUAUAACAGGGACCUGCAGCAGUGCCGCGUGAAAAUUAAGGAGCUCAGGCAAGCCUACCGAAAAACCAAAGAGACAAACGGCCACUCUGAGUCAGAGCCCCAGACAUGCCGCUUCUAUGAUCAGCUGCAUGCCAUUCUAGGAGGUGCCCCUACAACUACCCCAACCCUGUGCAUGGACUCCAUCAAUGGACUCUCAUGCAACAGGGAAAUGGAUUUUGGGGACGAGGAAGAUGAGGAGGAGGAAGAGGAGGUUGAAGCACAGCAAGCAAGAGGAGAAACCGUUUUCCCCGACAGCCAGGAACUGUUUUUCACCCUGGAUCUAGUACCCUCCCAACCUAUAGAAGCUGGGCUCCCAGACCUAAAAGGCAGAGAACGGACCUCUGCUGCAAAUGUUUAAUCGCUCCACGUAUUAUCUCUGUCCCAGAGGCUAUCAAAGAUUAGAAGC